This is a messenger RNA of Colletotrichum destructivum, 393 nucleotides long. RefSeq lists its product as uncharacterized. Lineage: Eukaryota; Fungi; Ascomycota; Sordariomycetes; Glomerellales; Glomerellaceae. The record is from RefSeq and is a predicted model, not a curated record. The transcript is spliced from 2 exons. The coding region runs from base 1 to 393 and encodes 130 amino acids.
AUGACCUUGUCCUUAUUGGCGACUACGAGACCGAGACGCCGUUUCCAUGCCACGAGAGCAAAGCUGCCCCCUUCGUUCUUCGUGCAUGAGAACCAUAGGAUGUGGCCGCGGUCGGCACGGCCUUGGUCGUCCCUCACGAGCGUGUCCCGCCAACUGUGCGCCGGCCACACCGACGCAGACGAGGAGGACGAAGCGCACGUCUCAGGGACGCACGGUCAUCGCGACACGUACCGAAUCCAGCUUCUGUGGGAUCCGCUGCUGGCGCCCUUCGGCAUGCUCGGCCGUGAGUUCCUCGUUUUCUUCGACGGCUUCGACGGCUUCGAAAGGUGCGGUCCGGCCGUCAACGUGUUUCUUGAGAGCGAAGUUGCCAUCUUGGGCGACAGGUUAACUUAG